AUGAACAUAGAUGAUGCGGUUGUUUGUUCGGUUUGUGACACAGAGCAACCCGUUGCUCAAGUUUGCACUAACUGUGGUAUUAGAAUGGGGGAAUAUUUCUGUGACAUCUGCAGAUUCUUUGAUGAUGAUGUAAUGAUUUACAACGGGAAACAACAGUUUCAUUGUGAUGAUUGUGGGAUCUGCAGAGUUGGCGGGAGUGAGAAUUAUUUCCAUUGCAAGAAGUGCGGGUCUUGCUAUUCAAUUGCUCUGCGUGAUAAUCAUUUAUGCGUGGAGAACUCAAUGAGGCAUCAUUGUCCAAUUUGUUAUGAGUACCUUUUUGACUCAUUGAAAGACACUCAUGUUAUGAAAUGCGGUCACACAAUGCAUGGUGAAUGCUUUCAAGAAAUGCUAAAGCGCGACAAAUUCUGUUGUCCCAUAUGUUCCAAGUCCGUGAUGGAUAUGUCUUUGACAUGGAAGAGAAUUGAUGAAGAGAUUGAAGCAACCACCAUGCCUGAAGAUUAUCGGGUAUUACUUCCAACCGAUGUAAAAAACUAG
Molecule: messenger RNA, 534 nt
Organism: Vicia faba (fava bean)
Lineage: Eukaryota; Viridiplantae; Streptophyta; Magnoliopsida; Fabales; Fabaceae
Source: the annotation of a GenBank genome assembly